Amoebophrya sp. A25 is the source of this 195-nucleotide messenger RNA. Lineage: Eukaryota; Dinophyceae; Syndiniales; Amoebophryaceae. The record is from the annotation of a GenBank genome assembly.
CACAGCUGCAAGAUAUUGGGCACAGAACUGGGCACGCACAUGGGCCGAGCUCCUCACCUGCUUCUGUGGCAGGUGCGGCGAAAUUCACUGGGCCGCUUUUCAUUCGGAUUCAUGUGCAAUUUCUUGGGUAUUAUAGCUCUCUUCAAUGUCUUCAAAUCGCAGUCGUUUUCGACUGCCCCACUUAAUUGAGCAAAG